CAGUUUUCAACACACUACAAUUAAUCCCUGGAGGAAGUGUGGCAGGGAUAAUGUUGCUCCUUUGUCAUGAUUUCUUCCAUAUGCUGAUUCCACGGAGCAGAUCAUUAAACCACAAACUCACACUAGAUAAAUACAGAAGAGUAAAGAACAAAGUUCAAUAGCCAUAAAAGGGAUAUUCAGAUGGAUGUUGGCCUCGUGAUCUGGUAAAAACAAGCCUCACUGGCUGAUUGAAUUUGAGAAUUAAAAUUAGAUUCUUCCAGGUCUGAAACUGCAUGACAGAGAAACAUUACUGCCAUUUGCAGAGACUGGAAGACUCAUAAGGAUUUCCCUUGGAUGUUUCAUCACUGUCCUAUUGAUGUCUUGAAAGCCUGCACAGCGAUGGGGUCUGUAUUUCACUGGGUGACAGUUGUUCACAUACUGUCUUUUCUACAGAUGCCACAUGUGAUUACAGGUCAGUUUAAAAUCAUCCCUCCUCAGAAUCCUGUCAUUGCUAUCGUUGGAGAAUCGGUUGUCCUGCCUUGCCAGCUGACAGGUCAGAAUAACCCUGAGACAAUUACUGUCCAGUGGAUACUUUCUAGACACUCGGAAAAAGUAGAUGUGAGCUCCUAUGAUGGAGUAACAAAAGAGGAGAGACAGGAUGAGAGAUACCAGGGCAGAACGCAGUUCUUCCACACUGAAUUUCAAGCAGGAAACGUGUCUCUAAACCUGAAGGAUGUCAUUGUCUCCGACAAAGGGAAAUACACCUGCAGUGUCUCUUUGGAGACCUGGUACGAUGAGGUGGUGGUUGAAUUGGAUGUGACAGCUAGAGGUGGCGAGUCUUCCAUUUUCAUGGAGGACUAUGCAGACCAGGGGAUCGGCCUCACCUGCAGGUCGGAGGGAUGGUUCCCUGAGCCCCAGGUGCUCUGGUUAGACAGUAAGGGACAAAAACGAACAGAAAACCCUACGACUAGUAACACAAAGACACCUGCUGGAAUCUACAAUAUUGAAAGUGCCAUUAAAAUAGAACCCGGCUCGGACAAUGAAGUCUCCUGCAAAAUAAUCAACAACAUACUAAAGACAGUGAGCGAGUCCAGGGUCCUAAUUUCAGAUGUUUUCUUCCCAACCACCUCCCCUUGGAUGACUGCUUUCCUCAUCAUUUUAUUUCUUAGCAUAGCCCUUAUUGCUGCUGUAGGGUAUAAACUGAAAAAUAAUAAUGACACAACAUCUCGCUCAGUAAAUGAGAAGAAAACAAUGGAAGAAGACAAAGAACGUCUGAGCUCCCAACUAGAGUCAGACAAAAAGACAGGUAAAAUAGCAAUUCAAGAGAUACAAGAAAAUAUUGAUCGACUCUCAGCAGAGCUGGAAUUCAGAAGAGCUCAGAGCUAUGCAGUUCCCAUCACUCUGGAUCCGGAUUGCAAACACCCAGAACUCAAACUGUCAGAGGAUCAGAAAAGAGUCUGGAAAGAUCUUUCAUCUCCUGAGCUGGAUGCAGCCUCCUGGGCCCUGCUCGUGGUGGGGAAGGAGGGGUUUGUGGCUGGGAGGCAGUACUGGGAGGUGGAAGUGGGGGAGAAACGGGACUGGGAGCUAGGGGUCCUUAGUCAGUCGGUGAGGGACAGAGUGAAAAGGGAGAAAGCAGAGACACUCCCUGAGGAGGGAUAUUGGUCUCUGAAGAGAUCCCAGGGAGACUUUUUUUCAAGCAUAGAAAAUGCUAAGAUUGAAAAGACGGAUUGCCACUAUCAAGUAAUUGGUGUAUUUCUGGAUCGGGAAGAGAAAAAAAUCUCAUUUUAUGAUGCAGAGAUGAUGUUCCUCAUCACAACUAUCCCUGCAGACUUUACUGAGAAAUUUUUAUACUACCCAUUCCUGAGUCCUAGGAACAACACAGGAGAGCAGAAAGCACUAGCAAUCCACCCCAUCAGAGUCCCUGUUCCAUUAAAGCCUCUGAGAAAGGAAAAAUGAGAUCUAGUUACUUUGGCGAAGUAAAGCUCAAAAACAGAGGGGAGAAGGGAAUGUAAACAUGUGAAACAUCAGAAACCGUAAAAUAAGCAAAGUAGAAAUGGAAGAUUAAAUAAAGCACAUAAAACAGAAGAAAAAGAGACAAAAACACUUGUCGUAGGCUUGUUGACUCCGAAGUUGAAAUCAAUACAUUCUGAAAGGAUUGAGAUUUGUCUUCAUAGACAUAUUUUUAUUUAACUUUGUUGCAUUUUUUAAAAAUAGGAAAAUAUUUCAAUGAUAAAAUCUUGGGGGGCUGUGUUGAGAUGAAGGGGAAAUGCAAGUGUGCUGUUGCCAAGCAAGGUAGCAAUAGUCAGAAAAGACACCAUUAUGGAUGGCUACCCACGGAGAAGAGGAUAAAAUCUUGCAAUUAUUCAGUUGCUGUUUAAGAGUCAUACAGGAAUGGUUAUGAAGAAAAACAAAAUUUCUUAUACAAACCCUGUAUCCCAAAAAGCAUAUUUGAUGUCCCCGUGACAUCUAAAGCAAUAAUAUGAAGAGAGAGUUUGAUUAUGCAAUAUAGAAAAUUGAAAAAUUAAGAUUAAGAAUAGAGUCUAACGUUAUGCCCUCGGGAAGUCCUCAGAUGUUUUCUGCUGCCUUUUUAUGUGUUUAGACCUCAAAGAGUGGUGUUGUCAUUCUGAUGUAUUUUUUAUUAAACUGUCCAUAUUUCAAUAAACAUUGAACCUGCCUUUGUGUGUAUUUCCCUGACGGGAAUAAUUCCCUAACUUUGGCUCUAUUGAUCCCAGUACAUAUAGUAGCUUUGCUAAUACAUUAUAUAAAUCUGUAGGUACUCCUGAGUCAUUAAUGUAGCUUAAGCAACACAAAAUUCGUUAUAUUCAUCCGAAACCUUGAAGUAGUUACUUUCUACAUGACUCCUGGGCUUCAUAUUUUACUUUUCCCACACUAGCUCAAUCUUUUUGGAAUGAAGAUGAGUCACGAAGUGUGAGGAACUUUCUCAAGAAGCAAAGCCCCUUGUGUCUCUGGAACACCUGCCCAGUUCAUCUUAAAU
This is a messenger RNA of Chelonia mydas (Green sea turtle), 2974 nucleotides long. RefSeq names its product butyrophilin subfamily 3 member A2. Bases 334 to 1935 code for a protein of 533 amino acids. The record is from RefSeq and is a predicted model, not a curated record. Gene Ontology annotation, molecular function: protein binding. The transcript is spliced from 14 exons. Lineage: Eukaryota; Metazoa; Chordata; Testudines; Cheloniidae.